GGAGGGGGCGGCUUGACAGGAGCGGACCGGACCGAACCGGAUCGGGCCUGGCCUGACGGGAAAGAUGGUUCCCGUGAGUCUUGGAUAACGACCCUCCCCUCGCCCUACCCGUCCGAGCGGCCACGGGGCCGGACCGCCGGCCGGCGCCAUGUCCGCCUAUCCCAAGAGCUAUAACCCCUUUGACGAAGAUGAGGAGGAAGAGAUGAAGCCCGCCCGGUGGGGAGACGUGAGGAACCCGGAGCCCCCGGAGCCCUGGGACCGGCAGCGGUUCCUCCGGCAGGAAGUCCUCCAGAGAGCGGAGGCUACAGUGGGCAGCACCCAGCGAUCCCUCUCCCUCCUCUAUGAGUCCGAGAAGGUCGGGGUUGCGUCCGCAGAGGAGCUGCUGCGUCAACGCGGGGCCCUGGAGCGCACGGAGCGCAUGGUGGACCAGAUGGAUCGCGACUUAACCAUCAGCCAGCGGCACAUCAACAGCAUCAAGAGCGUCUUCGGGGGGCUGGUCAACUACUUCAAACCCAAAGCCCCCGAAGUGGGGGCCGCCGCCUCGGAGCCCAGCGCCUCGCCCUCCUCCCAGUCCAGUUCCCGGCUGAAAGAAGCCGUGGAGUCCAGUAGAGAGCAAGAGGCACGCUACCAGGCCAGCCACCCCAACCUGAGGAAGCUGGAAGGAGCCGAUGUCACUCGGGGAGCCCGCUCCACCGCCAUCCCCGACGCGUACCCGAAGAACGAGCAGCUGCGAGCCUAUCACCAGAAAAUGGACAGCAAUCUAGACGAGAUGUCCAACGGGCUGAGCCGCCUGAAGAACGUGGCCCUGGGCAUGCAGAGCGAGAUCGAGGCGCAGGACGACCUGCUGGACCGGCUGUCCACCAAGAUGGACAAAUUGGACCUAAACAUCCAAGCCACCGAGAGGAAAGUCCGCCAGCUGUAGCCGGGCACCGGGCCGGGGGUGGGGAGGCCGCCGUCCGUGCCCGCAACGAGUGGUUUUGAAAGGCUGGAGGCAUCUCGCUGGUCAUUUAGUGCCCUCCGGGGCCGGGGUCGCUGGGGUGGGCAGGGUGGGAGAGGCGGGGGUCCGGAGGCGCCCAUCGUUGGGGAAGAAGGGAGGGCAUCCCGUGUACGGACGGGGAUCAGUCCCCCCGGGGGGGGCGGCGGGACAGGCUGGGCAGCCUCAGAAACGGCGUGGUCCUCUGGCCCCGGGAGGCGCCCAGUACGUACCGGUUUUGAUGGGGAGCGGGCGGCACGCGCUCGGACCGGACCAGAACACCGGGCCUGCCAACCGACGAGCGUUUAAUGGCGGGGACGGGGGACGGGGGUCGCCGCGGGCUCAGCUGCCGCUCCGCGUGGGGCUCUUUCCGGGCACGGGCACCUUGGGCCCCCGGCUGGCGCUGGGCUGGCGGGGGGCCCUCUGGCCGGAGCCGUCCCGGCUGCCGCCGAGCACGCCGCCGCUCCUGUUCCUGCCUGCGGACACACAAGGCGCACGCGCCCCUCCGUCAGGCUGGGCCGGAGUUGGGGGGGUCACCUCCGGGAGGUCUUCCCUGACCUCCCCCGCCCCCCUCAUCUGGCAUCUGCCAAGCGGGGUCACCGGGGGGGGGGGUCUCAAAGCCCAGGCAGGAGGGGGGGGAGCCCCACAGACCCCGGCACCAAGGCAGGGGGCCGAGGGGGAGCAUCGCACCCUCGUUCAGCUCUCCGGGGCCCCCCGCUCCUCUGUAGGACGGCCCGGUCGGGCGGCAGUCACCGCAAGGAGAGGUGCCCGGGAGACUCCCUGUCCUGCCUCAGUUUCCCCCAAACCCCGUCCACCUGUCCGCCCCGCAGCCGGACCUCCCCGCCUGGCUAGGUGGAAGACGGCGAAAACAAACCGGUUCCACGCCUCACAGCCGUUGCCGUAGCCCCCCGCCCCGCCACCCGUUUGGCACCGGGACACGAGGGCCGCCCUCGCCUCCGCCCCAUCUUCUCUCCAGGCCAGUGGCGUCCCGAAACCGGGAGCCCCCCAUCCCUGUCCUUUCCUUCCCCCCGGAGAGUCUCCAUCCGUCCGACCACCUCCGGGCAAGCCUGGCCCACCUCGGCGGCAGCGGGCACCUGGUCCUGGCAUCGCCAGUCCGGCGGGCAAGGACAAGGAAAGAGGGGCCUGCCGGUCGGGGCCGGCGCGCGAAGAGACGGGGCGCGAAGCCCCCGCCUCCUUCCCGCCGCUCGGAAGCUCCCCGGGCCCGUGGGAACCCGGAGGGGGUCCGGCCGAGGCACCGAGGAAACAACCGCUUCGCCCCAACAGCUGGAACCCGGCACCCCGGUAAUCAAUGUCAUCCAGCACUGUACUAAUAACCAGUGAGAGCGAGCACUAGUGGGAAUAAUAAAAGAGCACAAAUAAUCUA
Messenger RNA from Tachyglossus aculeatus (Australian echidna), 2357 nucleotides. It is a transcript of the gene SNAP29, whose product is annotated as synaptosome associated protein 29. Gene Ontology annotation, molecular function: syntaxin binding; SNAP receptor activity. The coding region runs from base 149 to 922 and encodes 257 amino acids. Lineage: Eukaryota; Metazoa; Chordata; Mammalia; Monotremata; Tachyglossidae. Gene Ontology annotation, biological process: synaptic vesicle fusion to presynaptic active zone membrane; synaptic vesicle priming; exocytosis. Gene Ontology annotation, cellular component: plasma membrane; SNARE complex. The transcript is spliced from 6 exons. The record is from RefSeq and is a predicted model, not a curated record.